Messenger RNA from Zonotrichia leucophrys gambelii, 3548 nucleotides. RefSeq names its product transmembrane channel like 5 (gene TMC5). The coding region runs from base 572 to 3217 and encodes 881 amino acids. The transcript is spliced from 26 exons. The record is from RefSeq and is a predicted model, not a curated record. Gene Ontology annotation, molecular function: mechanosensitive monoatomic ion channel activity. Lineage: Eukaryota; Metazoa; Chordata; Aves; Passeriformes; Passerellidae. Gene Ontology annotation, cellular component: plasma membrane.
UGAAGAUCCACGGCAGGGUAUAAAUACUGCUGCCAUCACCCCGCUCUCUCUACUAAAAUGGGCUCCCGCACCCCAGGUGCAGGCUGGGGGUGUUCUGGCUGCUGGGCAUCUCUCACCGAUGUUUGGCUUGGAAAUAAGUCACAAGCCCCAACCCACGGCUUGUUCUGGGGCUGGACACAGUGGUGCAGGCUGCAGUGGAAACAACACAGCUUUACUCUUGAAUGUGAAAACUUGGUGUGAACUGGAGCAAUUGAGAAAGCUUUUAUGACACUUGGAAAUGUUUCAAUGAAUUUUAUGGAUCACAGCAAUCCCAGGUGGAAAAACAGGAAGACAGACAAGCUGAGGAGGAGAGAAUGGAUGAUUCUACCAGACCACAACAGUCACAUGCAGGGAAUGCAGCCAAAAGAAAGCAUGUUUAAAUUCGUGGGAGAAGGAGAGUGAACGUCUUGGAGCUCAAAUAGAAACAUAGCAACGUGUUGCACGGUCUGUAAUCAGUCAUCCUUUUAACAUAUUAAUGAAGCAGUAGAAAGAAAAAUAAAGAACAUUUCAUCCUUCAAACCAAGGACUUGCCAUGUCUUAUCAUUACAAUGAAGCCUUUGAAAAUCCAGACUACCACUUCUCAGAGACAUUGGAAAUUGAUAGAAGGGGGACCUCUCAGAGGAACCCAUUCUCUCACCAAACUCCUCAUGAUUCAUCUCAGUCUGAUUACUAUGGAGAGCACAGAGGCAGGGAGCAGAACUACCCUGUGGCCAUCCCAAUGUCUUCCCUGGGCCCUGGCUCUGACUACAGUCACGAUUUACCCAGCACAAGCCCAUAUGGAAAUUUCACAGAAAAUCUUUCCUUUGAGCCUGAGCCAGAACUGACUUACACCCCACAUUCUACCUCCCAUAUGCUGGAUUAUCCCUACACUCAUGGAAUUUCCAGUGGAUCAGAGGACAGCUUCAUUCGGAGACGCAACCGAAGGCCCCCUGAUGAGAUCUUCGUGACUUCUUCCAGCAUGCCUGAAGCAGAUCCAGUGAGCAGGGAAGAGGAAGAUUUAGUUGGAAGUCUUGCAAGUAUGUCCAGCAAUGAAAUGAUUAAAGCAAUCCAGAAGAUGCCAAAGACCAUGAGAAAAAAGAGAGAGAUCAGAAACAAAGUUCUGAAAGAAAGAACCAAAAAAUCCCGGCAUCGUGGUGCUCAGUGGACACAGGGAGCACCGGGAGUGUCAUUUCGGCGAUUUGGAAAUGCCCUUUCAGAAUUUUUUCAACAACUGCGGCCAUGGCACAAGAGUCUGAAGAUCAUUGGUGCUGAGUUUGGAACAAGUGUUCUUUCUUAUUUUGUUUUCUUGAAGUGGCUGCUAAAUUUUAACAUCUUCUCAUUCCUCAUAAACUUUGGUUUCAUCACAAUUCCUCAGUUUCUGGCAGCAGAACCAAAUAACCUUUCAUUCACGGGCCUGGAGCUGCUCACUGGAGCUGGUUAUUUUCAACAAACAGUUCUCUACUAUGGCUUUUACACCAAUGCUACAAUCAGUAAAGUGGAGAAUGGUCCAUCUUACAACAUGCAGCUGGCCUAUAUUUUCACUGUUGGAAUAUAUUUUGUCAUCUGUUUUCUUAUCUUGGUGUUCAGCAUGGCAAGAUCCUUCUCCAGUAACUUUAGGUUAACAAAGGCAUUCUCUGUGAAUGCCAGCAAGCUGCUCUGUACUUGGGACUUCAAUAUAACUAAUGAAGAAGCUGUGAAGCUGCAACAGAAGAAUCUCCUCACACAGAUAAAGGAAGAUCUCACUGAAGUAAACAAAGAAGUUGUAAAUUUUUCUGCGAUGGAGAGAUUUGUUCAUAUUGCUACUCAUCUCCUUGCUUGGGUUGUUUCCCUGGCAACAGCAGUAGCUGCUUGUGCUGGUGUUUACUUCCUCUCCGUUAAUAACCUCAAGCUGUUUAUGAAAGGGUAUAGCAAUGAUCUACAGAGACAAUCUGCCAUGUUGGUGCUACCUGUGAUUGUGUCUCUCCUCAACACUUUGGUCCCAUUCCUCUUCUCCUGGCUUGGGCACCUGGAGAAGUUUCAGACUCCUGGACAGCACAUUUAUGUCACUAUUGUCAGAAAUAUCAUCCUGAAAAUCUCAAUUGUUGGAAUAUUGUGCUACUACUGGCUGAACAUCGUGGCUACCUCAGAGUCACAGUGCUGGGAAACUUUGGUUGGCCAAGAUAUUUAUCGUCUUGUUCUAGUUGACUUCAUAUUUUGUUUGCUUGGCUCUUUCUUUGGAGAGUUUUUAAGAAGAAUUAUUGGAACUACAGUCUGUGUGAGCCUGGGGCUGCCAGAAUUUGAUAUAGGACGAAAUGUUUUAGAUUUGAUCUAUGCACAGACUUUGACCUGGAUUGGUAUCCUGUUCUCACCUCUGUUGCCUGGUAUCCAGAUGAUAGCAUUUCUUAUAGUAUUUUUUGUGAAAAAGGUCAGUCUGAUGAGGAAUUGCCAGCCCCCUCGUGAAGUCUGGAGAACUGCUCAAAUGACCACAUCCUUCAUUUUCCUGCUGUUUUGUCCUUCUUUCCUUGGAGUCCUGUCUGUCACUGGGGUCACUGUCUGGAGGUUAAAGCCUUCAGAAGAAUGUGGCCCUUUCAGAGGUUUGCCCUCCAUGUAUGCUGCAGUUGAUGAGUGGAUACAGAUGCUGGAAAGAUACACUGUCUCAAAAUGGGUAGUGUGGAUCUACCACAAUUUAAUUGCAAGUGAACUUUUCUUCUUCAUCAUCUCUACUGUUGUACUAAUUUUUACUUAUCUUUACUGGCAAAUAAUACAAGCAAGAAAGACCAUGAUCAAACUCUUACACAACCAAAUUAUUAAUGCAGGACAAGAUAAGAAGUUUCUGCUCCAAAAGCUACAAAGAGAGCAAAGGGCAAAGAGAAGAAGCUCGUCUGCCCUGGGAGGAAGAGGCCAGCAGAGAAGCUCCUCUUCAUACCACCCAUCCAUGCAACCUGCCCAGGACGUGCCAGGCUACCCAGAAAGGGCAUUUGACAGAAACCAAAACACAUCCCACAAUGAGCAUCCCUUUUCUGUUGAGAUCUCAAGCAGCAGUGACUUUUCACCAGGCGCUGAGCCCAGCCCGCCCGGCCGGAGCCCCGGCACGUCCCGGGCCAUGGCGCUCGCCCUGCGCGCCCGAGCGGCGGCGCUGGAGGAGGACAGCGAUCCCACCGCGGGGUUCCAGCCCUGGGCAGGCACGGACAGCGAUGGCAGCGAGAGAUUCCAGCCCUGAGCAGCACCGAGUGAGGGCACUGCUGCAGGAAGUGCCUGCAUCUCAUCCUCUCUCGCACUAAUGAUUAAAGAAUCUCUCAAACAUCUUUUGUUACGUCUAAAUGGAAGGAAAAAAAAUAUAAGAACAGGUUGUAAAAUGUGUUGGGAGUUCGGAUUUUUACUGUGAUAGGGACUAUCCCCCUGCUGGGGUUGUUUUGCAGCAGUGGUGUUUGGUGACAGCCUUCCCCCAGCACUGGCAUCACCUCCAUGCAAUAAGGCUCCCUCCAUAGCUGACCAUGUGUUGUUGGGAAACUUGUGCCUAACUGUAAAUAAAAGUUGUAUGUUUAAAAAUA